Messenger RNA from Pisolithus orientalis, 471 nucleotides. RefSeq lists its product as uncharacterized. Bases 1 to 471 code for a protein of 156 amino acids. Lineage: Eukaryota; Fungi; Basidiomycota; Agaricomycetes; Boletales; Pisolithaceae. The record is from RefSeq and is a predicted model, not a curated record. The transcript is spliced from 5 exons.
AUGUCUGCCCUGACCAACGUCGCCCUUCCCAUCACGAAGGCUACCAUUACAGUUCGUGUGAUAAAGUCGUUCAAGUAUCGCACAGAAAGAAGCCUGGUCCUGCAUGAACUCGACUUGCAGAAAACAACCGUCGGAGAGCUGAAGAACAUCGCAAAGCAAGCCGUGAAGUCGGGGCCAGGUUGGAAAGCUUACCGCAAUGUUGAUCUAGACACACUCAAACUGUACACCAAAGCGCACGGCGCCAAGACUUCGAAUCUGAUAAUCAACCUGGACCACGAUGACUGGAUUCUAGGUGACGAGAGCAAGACCCUGGCAGAAGUUGGUCUUGAAAACGAGACGGAAGUUAGCUUUUUCAACCGCGAAGCAUACGAAAAGUACAGGCUUAAUCCAGAAGUGAGUUGCCUUCACGGUGAGGCCUCGAUUUCUGUUUCUGAUGAUACCUCACAGAUUCGCUGGGAUGUUUCUGGUUAA